AUGGGCCCGAAGAGCAAAACGGUCGCCAAUCACUCCCCCACAAGAACCACGUCAGACCAGGCUGAAAAGAAAAUAAGGUACCCAACAUACUGGAUCCGAUACUUCGAAUCGGGGGAGCUCGAAGUCUGGCAGACCAUGAUGUAUCUUCUAGGCUUCGCUGAGAAGUUUACAAGCAAGAACCAGUGCCGAAAGGCUCUCAAACACACUUGGGUGAACAUAGUAGACUUCUUCGAAGCCAUCAAGACAUGUAGCAGGCCGCAAUUCUUCCCCAACCAUUACCAGCUAAGCAGGUACACAAUCAGAACCAGAAAGUUCUUCCCUAAGAAGUUGUUAUCAAAGGGCAGUCCGCUUUGGCAACUAUUCUCCAACAUUGUCCCCAAACAGGGCCGAGAUUGCGAUUGA
This is a messenger RNA of Daldinia loculata, 402 nucleotides long. RefSeq lists its product as uncharacterized. The record is from RefSeq and is a predicted model, not a curated record. NCBI's taxonomy places the organism in Eukaryota, Fungi, Ascomycota, Sordariomycetes, Xylariales, Hypoxylaceae. Bases 1 to 402 code for a protein of 133 amino acids. The transcript has 2 exons.